Messenger RNA from Plenodomus lingam JN3, 1914 nucleotides. NCBI's taxonomy places the organism in Eukaryota, Fungi, Ascomycota, Dothideomycetes, Pleosporales, Leptosphaeriaceae. The record is from RefSeq and is a predicted model, not a curated record.
AUGGACAUCGUACAGGCCGUCUCGGGCUACAUCACCAAGAUGGUGUCGGUCGGCGACAAGACGGCGACAAGCACCUCCGCGGCCAAGAUGAAGAUCCUUCUCCUCGACAACGAGACUGUGUCGAUUGUAUCCACUGCGACAACGCAGUCUGCCCUGCUCAGCCAUGAAGUCUACCUCACCGACCGACUGGACAACCAGAAGCGCGAGAAGAUGCGCCACCUCCGCUGCCUCUGCUUCGUUCGCCCUUCUCCCGAAUCGAUACAGAACUUGAUCGAAGAGCUGAGAGAGCCAAAGUACGGCGAAUACCACAUCUACUUCAGCAACAUUAUCAAGAAAUCUUCGUUGGAGAGACUGGCCGAGGCAGACGACCAUGAGGUCGUACGUGCAGUCCAGGAGUACUUCGCCGAUUUCCUUGUCAUCAACCCCGACCUCAUGUCCCUGAACCUCGGCUUCCCAGACCACAGGAUAUGGAGCACAAGCCCGGAUUCAUGGAAUCAGGAUGCGCUACAAAGAUCGACGGAAGCUGUCAUGGCUUUGUUGCUUGCGCUGAAGAAGAAGCCUUUGAUACGUUACCAGAAGAACAGCCUGCUCGUAAAGAAGCUGGCCACAGAAGUGAGAUAUCACAUGACUCAGGAGGAUCAAUUAUUCGACUUCCGGAAAACAGACACGCCUCCUAUACUGCUGAUAGUGGAUCGAAGGGACGACCCAGUGACACCCUUGCUAACGCAAUGGACAUAUCAGGCCAUGGUGCAUGAGCUACUUGGGAUCAAGAACGGCCGAGUCGACCUCCGGGACGUACCAGAAAUCCGCCCCGAGCUCAAAGAGAUUGUGCUGUCACCAGACCAAGACCCCUUCUUCAAGAAGAACAUGUACCUGAACUUUGGUGAUCUCGGUCAGAAUGCCAAGGAGUACGUGGAGCAAUUCGCAUCCAAGCAGCAAGGGUCGCAAAAGCUCGAAUCGAUAGCUGAUAUGAAGCGAUUUAUCGAGGACUUUCCAGAGUUUCGUAAGCUGUCUGGCAAUGUCACAAAGCACGUUACACUGGUUGGUGAGCUAAGUCGGAGAGUAGGAGAAGAGAGCCUCCUGGACAUAAGUGAGCUGGAACAAAGUCUGGCAUGCACGGACAAUCACUCGAACGACGUCAAGUCAUUACAGAGAAUAAUACAAGACCCCAAGGUGCCCGCUGAUAACAAGUUGCGACUUGUCGCCAUCUAUGCGCUGCGAUACUCGAAAACAUCUUCCAACUCAACUGCCAUGCUACUGGAUCUCCUUGCUGUUGCUGGCGGUCUUUCAAGAAAUCGCAUUAACCUCAUCACAAAACUCUUGACCUACCAUGAUUCAUUGCAAACGACGACUGCCACGGGCGGAGUACCAGACCUGUUCCAACCCGGCUCAUUCUUUGGUGGCGCUCGAGACCGACUAAAAGGCCUCAAGGGCGUCGAGAACGUGUAUACACAACACUCGCCCCGAUUAGAAACCACGUUGCAAGACAUGAUCAAGGGCAGACUGAGUCAACAAGUCUAUCCAUUUGUAGAAGGAGGGGGAUCGACAAAGGACAAGCCACAGGAUAUCAUCGUUUUCAUGGUUGGUGGGGCCACCUAUGAGGAGGCCAAGAUGGUUGCGCAGGUUAACGCGAGUUCGCCCGGGGUACGCGUUGUACUCGGCGGCACCACGGUGCAUAACAGCACUUCGUUCCUGCAGGAGGUUGAGGAUGCUGUAGAAUCAUGGCCAGAGCCUCCCCCAACUUCAGCCGCAGCCCGGUUAAGACGGGAAGUGGGCAGUGUUGGAGAAGUUCACAACACAACAAUCUCUUGCCUGCACGAAUUUGAUUCUGGUGGUACCUGCAUCGUCUCUCCGAAUCCCAAGGACGGCAAACUUUCAGUAUUGAUCGGGGUAAGCGAGUCGGCCGCAGUGUAG